AUGGCUUCAGCCACGGCUACAACUGUUCUAGCUGAGAGGGGGAGGGACGAGCAGAGGGAUUGGGCGGCGGCGUGGGACAGUUCCUUGGGCAUGGCGCUCUCCUCGAUCACCAUGGAGAGGGUCACGAGGCGGCACCGUGGUGGGGGUAGCGGGCGCAUGAGCUCUUCGUUCAGCAACGAUUUAGUGAGAGAUUGUUCUAAUAGGGGCUGCAGGGUCGACAUAUACGAGAUAAACUCGCUUGGUACUGCUACUGGCAGUGCUUCCUUUAGUGAGGAGAAUCUAAGUUCUCUGUUUGAUCUGUUUAAUGUUGUACUUCCGAAGUUAUCCAUAACCAAGGCUGAGGGACUGUGGCAUACGGCCAUGAAAUUGUUUUCUCACGAUAAGAUAUAUUUUAAAAAGCUGGUGAAGUGUGCAACGUUAUCAUUAAGUUCGGCUGGUGGGAGCGAUUGUGGAGCUUCAGUCGCUUCUGCUAUUGUCGGAUGGGUUUUGCAGAAGGAUGGUAUUAAACAAGCUAGGAAGAUGUAUAAGAGAUCUUUGGCUUUACUGCGUCCCAGUCUUAAGUUCUUCCAGUUCUGCAUAGAGCUGGAAGGUAACCUUGCAUCAACGGGAAACCAUGAUGCAUUAGUAACUGCGCGUAAGCUGUUUGAUUCAGCAAUGAACCAUUAUCCGCAAGAAAGAGAACUUUGGAGGAAGUACUACAACAUGGAGUUGAAGGUGGGAACAUCGGAAACAUCAAAUGCUAUCUACUGGCGUGCCCGAAAGGUGCUCAAUGACCCCAGUGCCCUCCAUUCUCCGUAG
Messenger RNA from Lolium rigidum, 798 nucleotides. RefSeq lists its product as uncharacterized. Gene Ontology annotation, biological process: maturation of SSU-rRNA from tricistronic rRNA transcript (SSU-rRNA, 5.8S rRNA, LSU-rRNA). Gene Ontology annotation, molecular function: snoRNA binding; protein binding. The coding region runs from base 1 to 798 and encodes 265 amino acids. The record is from RefSeq and is a predicted model, not a curated record. The transcript is spliced from 7 exons. Gene Ontology annotation, cellular component: small-subunit processome; Pwp2p-containing subcomplex of 90S preribosome. Lineage: Eukaryota; Viridiplantae; Streptophyta; Magnoliopsida; Poales; Poaceae.